Papaver somniferum (opium poppy) is the source of this 1880-nucleotide messenger RNA. RefSeq lists its product as uncharacterized. The coding region runs from base 414 to 1610 and encodes 398 amino acids. The record is from RefSeq and is a predicted model, not a curated record. NCBI's taxonomy places the organism in Eukaryota, Viridiplantae, Streptophyta, Magnoliopsida, Ranunculales, Papaveraceae. The transcript is spliced from 9 exons.
UAUCUUCUCCAUACCCAAACCCCAAAUUCUACUUUUCUUCAUCUCUGCAACUUAUUCCUAACUUUAUUUACAAAAUCUAGCGCCAAAAUUUCCCUCUAAAAUUUUCGUGAAAAACAAAUUCCCACAGAAAUCCCCCAAAGUUCGCUCAAUCACCCAAAGUUUUCGCAUCUUCUCAAAUAAAACAGUUUCAGUUUUUCUCUCCAAAAUGGAAGAAAAAUAAAAUCUCUCCAAACCCUAAAAAAAAUCCAUCUUCUGUUCGAAAUUAAAGAUAAACUCGUUCUCUCGAAUCUUCACAGAGCAGGUCAAUUCCAUCUUUUGUCUAGAUAUCUACACAACACUCCUGACUAAUUUGGGGGUUUUGUUUUCGUCACUCUCCAAUCUCGUAGCAGGUUUGUUUUUCAUUCGAUCCGAAAAUGCAAUCUGAAGAAGGAAUAGAAAAUCAGCAAAAUGGUGAGCACUUCAACACCUUAGCUGCUGUUGUUGUCCCUGAAGAGAGAAAAGUCCGACGUGAUACCACUCUUGCAUCUUUUAUGGCAAAGCGGGAAGAAGAGAAAAAAGUUGAUUGGGAUGGCAAUCCUAAAGGAGCCAAUCAAGUGCGAUAUUCUGACGCCAUUGGGGUAUUGCUAAAACAAUAUCGGAGGUUCAACUGGACAAAGCACUGGGAUAAACACGAUACAAUGGCGAAGGACUGGCUGUUGGGAGAACUUCAGGAUUUGUUCAUAGUAGAUGAACGUUAUAAAACUGCCACCCUCUCUAUUGAUGUUGAUAUAUUCAGGGGAAAGAAAGGUACACGGAAGGGAAAACACUUUACACGACACGAUACAACUGCAAAACGUCUUGCAGAUAAACCAGCUGCUUUAACUGAAGGGGAGUGGAAGGAUCUCGCGACAUUCUGGGAAACUGAUGCAACACACCAGAAAUUUUCCGAACAAAAUGUCAAGAGUAGAUGUUGCCAACAAGUAAAGCACACAAUGGGAAGGAAAAACCACGCUCGAUGCAAAGCUAAAAUGGAUGAAGAUAAUGGAGGGAACCCACCAACUAAUGGUAAUGUGUUCAUUAAAACCCAUGUGAAUAAAAAAACUGGAAAAGCUUUGGACCCAAUUUCACAAGGCUUCAUAGUCCAAAUGAGGGAACAAUCAGGGUUGGAUGAGAAUGGGUUUGAUGAGGAUGGUAACCAACAACCAAUUAGUGAUGAAGUCUAUGGAAACGUAGUACCUACAACAAGGCAGAAACAUGUAAGAGCUGAAACAUAUCCAACAUGCCUUAGUUAUGAGAGAAAUGAAGAUUUCGAGAGACGAAUGAAAGAGCGGGAUGAAGAUUUUGAUAGGAGAAUCAGGGAACGAGAUGCAGAAUGGGAGGCACGGAUAAAAGCACGUGAUGAGGAGUCUAAGAUACGUGAGAAAAAAAUGUUGGAGUAUGUUAGAUUGUGCUGCAGGCCAGAGCACGUUUUGAGUCCGGGGCAAUUUUCAGGACCUUCAGAUUACCACUUCAGACCUGCGCAACCACUAUUUGCACCUUGGGAGCAUCCUUACAGACCUUUAGAGCAACUUAACAGAUCUGGGGAGCAGCCUUAUAGACAUGAGGGACAUCUUUUUAGACAUGCGAAUUAGCCUUACAAACAUGAGGAGCAACUCGUUAGAACUGCGGAGCAGUCUAAGAAUUGAGGAGCAACUGUACAGAUUUCAAAAUGAUUGAGCGCGAGGCCUAGGGGUGUACGGCUGGGAUGGAUUUAGUAUUGAGAAGGUCUAGUUUGAAGAUUAAAGUUUCUUUGAAGUUUAUUUAUUUGGGGAUUGUUUAAAUCUUUUCUUAUGUCAAAGUUGGAAUCAUCAUACUCUGUGACAGAUGUUUUUCAUUUUAAUUCAAUUUGAAUUCUUUGUUCU